Messenger RNA from Lynx canadensis (Canada lynx), 2096 nucleotides. RefSeq names its product Rh associated glycoprotein (gene RHAG). NCBI's taxonomy places the organism in Eukaryota, Metazoa, Chordata, Mammalia, Carnivora, Felidae. Gene Ontology annotation, biological process: ammonium homeostasis; ammonium transmembrane transport. Gene Ontology annotation, cellular component: plasma membrane. The coding region runs from base 323 to 1393 and encodes 356 amino acids. Gene Ontology annotation, molecular function: ammonium channel activity. The record is from RefSeq and is a predicted model, not a curated record. The transcript has 12 exons.
UCGAGUAUGAAACGGAGCAGAUCAAUCUCCAGCAACCCAACACCACCAACUCAACAAAAGUGGACAGAUUUCUUGAGUUACAUUCUCAGAAUACUUUAUUCCUUUGAUGGCCUUCUUACAACAUAGAACUAAUCUCAUGGCCCUCCCUCCAGUCCCCACCCACAAAAUCUUAGAGCAGGAUAAAAGGCAGAUUUUUAUGCCAAAUCCUGGAGAGCAAAAGAUGACUAUGUUCUAAUCCCUUCAGUCAAGAAACUCAAAAUCUGGUGCAGGAGAUAAACACCUCAUCAAGGAACUCUUACAGGUGUUCCAAGAUGUACAUGUAAUGAUAUUUGUUGGGUUUGGCUUCCUCAUGACCUUCCUGAAAAAUUAUGGCUUCAGUAGUGUGGGCAUCAAUCUACUCAUUGCUGCUUUGGGCCUCCAAUGGGGCACUUUUAUGUGGGGGAUCGUGCACAACCAUGGACAGAAAAUUCACAUUGGAAUCAAAAACAUGAUAAAUGGAGACCUCAGUACAGCCACAGUCUUGAUUUCUUUUGGAGCUGUCCUGGGAAAAAUAAGUCCAACCCAAAUGCUGGCCAUGACAAUACUAGAAAUUGCUGCCUUUGUUGGCAAUGAAUAUCUGGUUGGUGAGAUAUUUAAGGCCUCUGACAUCGGAGCAUCAAUGACCAUCCAUGCUUUCGGGGCAUACUUUGGCUUGGCGGUAGCAGGCAUCCUGUAUCAGCCAAGCUUGAGAAAGGGGCACGAGAUGGAGAAGUCUGCGUACCACUCAGAUCUCUUUGCCAUGAUUGGAACUCUUUUCCUGUGGAUGUUUUGGCCCAGCUUUAAUUCAGUCAUCGCUGAAACUGGAGAGAAACAGUACAUGGCCAUCGUAAAUACAUACUUCUCUCUUGUCGCCUGUGUGCUCACAGCCUAUGCAUUUUCCAGCCUUGUGGAAAAGAGAGGCAGGCUUGAUAUGGUUCACAUUCAGAACGCAACCCUUGCUGGAGGAGUUGCUGUGGGCACCUGUGCAGACAUGAAGAUCCACCCGUAUGGUUCUAUGAUCAUUGGGAGCAUUGCAGGAAUCGUCUCUGUGUUUGGGUUCAAGUUCCUGACUCCAUUUUUUACCACUAAACUGAGGAUCCAUGAUACAUGUGGUGUUCAUAACCUGCAUGGCUUACCUGGUGUGGUAGGAGGCCUCGCAAGCAUUGUGGCGAUAGCCUUGGGAGCAUCUAAGACGUCUACCAUGGCCAUGCAGGCAGCUGCUCUAGGUUCUUCCAUCGGAACGGCAGUUGUUGGAGGGCUGAUCACAGGUUUAAUUCUCAAGUUCAUUGUCCGUGGACAACCAUCUGAGAGGAACUUCUUUGAUGAUUCUGUUUAUUGGGAGGUCAGCAAACAAGACAAUCAUCAGCACAUGUGACAAACACAACCAUCCGGAACCUAAAGACCAAACACCUCCUGUGCCCCAGCUUCCUUUUCCAUUAUCUAGAAUCGUGUUUAAAUUUUUUAAAGGCAGCAUCCAACGAGAACAUUGAACAGAAUGGAUAGGUCCUGAGCCCCAAAUGUCCACUGUAAAAAUUCUUCACACAGACUGGUGCUAUCUCUUGAUACUCAAUGAUUGUUUAGUUGGAAGGAUGUGGCUUAUGAAACAGAUGUUCAAAUGGAUUCUCUUUAGGACUCCCAGACUACUUCUGCCAGUGGGUUGGUAUAGGGUGAAAUUCCAUGUAUACUCUUGUAUAUAUUUUUUUCCAAUAGAGGUAAAUUUACAAAGAAAUCAACACACUCUGAUUAUGUAAGAUUCUUAAUAUGCAUACUAUGUCUUCAAUCCCAAAAUUGUAAAACUGAAGCCAAUAAUAUAAUAUAUAAUAAAUCUAUAUAAGAAAUAUGAAAGAAAAGUAUUGUGUAAAGCAAGAAUAUAAUUGUUUUGGUGGUGCUUUUUGAUUUAAAAAUAGUCUAGUUAGUAAUGUUAUGUCUUUGCUUGAAUUCUUGUCCUAAAUUCCUUUUGCAUGUUUACUAUUUGCAACAAGAGCUCAAAUGCUAUCUGACCAAAGUCUAUUUUGUAUAAAAUUCCAAUAAAUUAAAUGUUAUUUUAUUAUAAAUUAAAACAUUGUCUUUGGCUCUCC